Messenger RNA from Phaethon lepturus (White-tailed tropicbird), 1452 nucleotides. It is a transcript of the gene MCF2L2, whose product is annotated as MCF.2 cell line derived transforming sequence-like 2. Lineage: Eukaryota; Metazoa; Chordata; Aves; Phaethontiformes; Phaethontidae. The transcript is spliced from 11 exons. The record is from RefSeq and is a predicted model, not a curated record. Gene Ontology annotation, molecular function: guanyl-nucleotide exchange factor activity. Gene Ontology annotation, cellular component: cytoplasm. The annotation marks the transcript as partial.
AUCAUCAUGUUAAAUUCUGUCUCUGAUCUGCAUGGCUAUAUUGACAAAAGUCAGCUGACCCGGGAGCUGGGAGGAACCUUGGAGUAUGGCCACAGUCAGUGGAUACAUCACCGAACUGCUAUCGAAAACUUUGCAAUGACAGUAAAAACAACAGCACAGAUGCUACAGACCUUUGGAACAGACCUAGCAGAAACUGAACUUCCCAACGAUGUGCAGUGCACAGAGGAGCUCCUCUCCGCCCACACUGACCACCAUAGCAAGCUGAAGGAUGAGCUGAAACUAGCUGUGAAGCAGGGGGCCACCCUACUGACAUGCAUUAGGGAGCCAGUCACCCGAAGCGCCAACAGCAAACUCAGUCCAGAUGAACUGGAAAAUGUGGCAACAGUAGAAAGGUUGUUGGCACAGUUGGAUGAAACAGAAAAGGCUUUUGAUCAAUUUUGGACCAAGCAUCACCUAAAACUAGAACAAUGCCUGCAGCUUCGACACUUUGAACAUGAUUUUAGAGAGGUAAAACUGGCAUUGGAUAAUCUCAUGGAAGCACAAGCAGGUUUUGCUGACAUUGGAGACAGUGUGACUCGAGUGGAGAACCUCCUGAAGGAACAGAAACAACUGGAAGAGAAAGGACAGGAACCUUUAGAGAAGGCCCAGUCCCUAGCUAUCCAUGGAGAACAGCUCAUCCAAAACAACCAUUAUGCAGUUGACUCCAUUAGACCAAAGUGUGUUGAACUCAGGCGUAUUUGUGAUGACUUUACCAAUGAGACCAAGAAAAAGUAUGAUAUUUUGGGAAAGUCUCUUGAGCUGCAUAAGCAGUUAGAUAAGGCAAGCCAAUGGUGUGAAGCUGGAAUCUACCUCUUGGCUUCCCAAGCUGUGGACAAGUGCCAGUCACAAGAGGGAGCUGAAACGGCACUCGUUGAAAUUGAGAAGUUCCUGAUAACAGCUAAGGAACACCAGCUCUCUAACCCAAAGGAGUUCUACAAUCAGUUUGACAUGAUCCUCACGCCUGAAAUAAAGGCCAAUGCCCAAAGAAUUCUACAAAAACUAGAAGAUGUACAAGAAAUGUUUGACAAGAGGCAAAUAAGUCUGAAGAAGCUGGCAGCCAAACAGACCCGGCCAGUACAACCUGUUGCCCCACAUCCUGAAUCUUCCCCAAAGCGAGCAUCACCAAAGAUUACCAGACCAGCAGGAGUUGCUACCAACAGGAGAUCCACAGAAAUUUCCUGCCCUCCAAAGACCAUUUCUGAAGUAGAGUUAUCAAAAAAGAAAAACACUAAGAAGACUAAAGGUGGAAUUAAGAUUGAAGUGAUGCAUGAAGCUAGUCAAGGAGGAUCUAGCAGAGUCCUGGUGAUGAGUGAAAGUGAUGAGAACUUGUCAACAAGGAGAAGGUAUACACUGAAGUUACUUGGUGCAAAAAACUACGCUUCUAAAAAUAUUAGCCUUGGUAAAUUAGGUUAG